Molecule: messenger RNA, 1252 nt
Organism: Helianthus annuus (common sunflower)
Lineage: Eukaryota; Viridiplantae; Streptophyta; Magnoliopsida; Asterales; Asteraceae
Product: auxin-responsive protein IAA27
Exons: 5
Coding region: 147-1031 (294 amino acids)
Biological process (GO): regulation of DNA-templated transcription
Cellular component (GO): nucleus
Molecular function (GO): protein binding
Source: RefSeq, a predicted model, not a curated record
UCAGGGGACUACACAGAUGCCAAUUGGCAAAGCAAGCUUUCUUUCACUUCACACAUAAAACCAUAAAAAUCCCACAUGAACACACACUUUAUAUUCAUUUUCAUGCAAAAAAAGUUGUAAAAAAAAAAAAAAAAAAAUUCAGUUUCAUGUCUGUGUCCAUUAAAGAACAUGAUUACAUAGGGUUGUCAGAGGCAAACAUGGAGAAACAAGCCUAUGAGAUGAUAUACAAUAAUAAAGAUUUGAACUUGAAAGCCACUGAGUUGAGACUUGGUCUGCCUGGCUCUGAGUCACCAGAAAGAGAGGUGGUUGUUCAUGGUGGUGCAAUCAAGAUUAUGGUCGCUGGAGCCAAAAGGGGUUUCUCUGAUGCCAUAAAUGGUGGUUCUCGGAAGUGGGUUUAUGCAGGUGAUGGUGGACAGGAGGUUGGUUUGGUUAAAAAUAGUGGACAGGAGACUGAUGUUUCGGUUUCGCCUGAGCCGGCUUUACCAGAGAUGAAGACUCAGGUUUCUGAUAAGCCAAUUGGUCAAAUUUCUUCUCCUGCUCCCAAGCAACAAGUUGUAGGAUGGCCUCCAAUUCGAUCUUUCCGAAAGAACACCAUGGCUGUUAGCCAAACAAAGAACGAAGAAGAAGGUGAUCAGAAAAUGGGAUCGGGCUGCCUUUAUGUGAAAGUCAGCAUGGAUGGAGCUCCAUAUUUGAGGAAAGUGGAUCUCGAGAUCUAUUCGUGCUACUUAGAUCUUUCUUCAGCCCUUGAAAAAAUGUUUAGCUGUUUCACAAUUGGUCAAUAUGGUAGCCAUGGAGUUCGUACGAGAGAGGGAUUAAGCGAGAGUCGGCUUAUGGAUCUUCUCCAUGGUUCCGAGUAUGUGCUAACCUAUGAAGACAAAGAUGGUGACUGGAUGCUGGUUGGUGAUGUUCCAUGGGAUAUGUUCAUUGCCUCAUGUAAGAGGAUGAGGAUCAUGCAAAGUUCAGAUGCAAUUGGCCUAGCUCCUCGAGCAAUGGAGAAGUGUAGAAAUCGUACCGAGCCCGAUAAUGAAUGAACUUAUAAUUCUUGUGGAAGGAUCAAGUUUCUUGGAAGAAAUCUAUUUGGGUCUUGCUCUAGAAAGGAUGGAAGCAAAGCUUCCAUUUAGAUUCCAAAGUCUUCAUCAAAGUGUCCUAUAUUAUUGUGUUGAGUGUACCACAUCUAUGACUUCUACUAACACUUGCAAUGUUUCUUAAUUUUGUUAUAUGGUGAAAAGGGUAAGACUUUAAUAUGUGAAAA